Oryza brachyantha (malo sina) is the source of this 3009-nucleotide messenger RNA. RefSeq lists its product as uncharacterized. The record is from RefSeq and is a predicted model, not a curated record. Gene Ontology annotation, molecular function: protein binding. Lineage: Eukaryota; Viridiplantae; Streptophyta; Magnoliopsida; Poales; Poaceae. The transcript is spliced from 11 exons. The coding region runs from base 188 to 2755 and encodes 855 amino acids.
GAGCCGAAGGAAGCCGAGGCCCCCCCAACCACUCGCACUCACCCACCCCGACCAAAAACCCACGACGCCCUAGCUCGCCUCGCCCCGGGGGCCGCCGCGCGUCGUUUGAUGCGAUUUCGGCGGCGAUCACCACCACGCGCUGCUCCUCCUCCGGCGUAGCGUUUGGCCGAUCUCGCGGGGGUGCGCCAUGGCGGGCGGCGGGGGGAGGCCCACCGAGAGGGCGGCGGCGGCGGCGGGGUCGGCGGGGGCGCGAGGGGGGCAGACGGCGAUCCAGUCCACCAUCCAGUCUAUCAAGGAGGUCGUCGGCGGCCACUCCGACGCCGACAUCUACGCCGCCCUCCGCGAGUGCGGCAUGGACCCCAACGAGACCACGCAGAGGCUCCUCAACCAAGAUCCAUUUCAUGAAGUGAAAAGAAAAAGGGACAAGAAAAGAGAGAGUGCAGGCCAGAAAAACAUUGCUGAUGCUUCAGCACAAGUUGAGCACAGUUCACAGUGGACGAAGCCACGCACACAAAGGGUUGAGAAUGACCAAAGAACUUACAGCCAUGGUCAUGCAUCUGGUCCUAAUCGGGAAUUUCGGGUUGUGAGAGACAACAGGCAUGGUGUGGUUGAAAACAGACCAGAGCUAGGAUACAAAGGUUCACCAAAUGUAAAAGUGUCUGAUAGGAGCGUGCCUGUAGUUCAAUCUGGUCGGAACCAUCCUCCAGCUACAACUUCAGAUGGCCAGAUAACGCAAGGUGCAAAGCACAGCUACAACUCUGACAUGCAUCAAGUGAAGAGGCCGGCACAGAGCACUGCUCAGAAGUAUGUGAAGCCACAUUUGAAGAACUCCCAGGAUGAUCAACAACCUCCUAGUUCUGAUGCAGCUAAAACCCGACCAGGUUUGAAAGCUUCUGAAGGUGCUGUUGGUUCCAAUCGGCAUCAUGUUGGAGUGGUUGAUGUGGGGAGGCAGCCUUCUGCCUGUUCAGGUUCUCACUUCCAUGUAUCAAGUGGUGGUUCUCACAUAAAUAAUCAGAGGGGAAAUUUUGUCCCAGGUGGGCCACGUCAUUUUAUGUCUAAAAACAUGCAGCCCAUUCACAGAACUGCUUUAGAUUCAAUACAUCGUGGCAGAUCUGGUGGCAGAUCUUUUGUGGCCUCUAACACCAUCAAAUAUCAGCAGGGUCCUACCAGUAACCAGAAAGCCCUGCAGCCAGCUAAGGAGUGGAAGCCAAAAUCAACAAAGAAGUCUUCCAACACUGAUAUUGAUAACAAUGGAACAGAUGCAAUAACACCUUCGGCUAGCAACGCUGAAAAUUCUAAUGCACUGGAUGAGAAUGUCUUGUGUUCUAAAGUCUCUCAAGCUUGCAUUCAUGAGAUGGAGCAUGUGAUUAUCCCAGAACAUCUCCGUGUACCAGAGUAUGAGCAGACAGGAUUGAGGUUUGGCAGUUUCCCUGCUGGGUCUGGUACAGACCAAGUACCGAUCUCAGAAAGUCCAUCAGAAUCGGAAGAACAAGAACAUGUACAAGAACCAGUUGAACUCGUUCAAGAGGACUCAUUGCAUGCUGGGCAUGAUGAGAUGGAUGAGCAAGCAAGAUCUUCACAACUCAAUUUAUCCACAUCGACAGCUGAGAUUUCCUUGCCACCAUCUGAGGAUAGCAUAGAAAUGAAUGGUGAGGAGGUUGAGAAUGAUGAUGGUCUUGGGUUGGUUCAGAGUGAUACUCCAAUUGGACCUGUUGAUGGCCAAAAUAUGCAGAGCGCCUCAAAUCUGACUGUGUUUUCUACAUAUGGUCAUGAAAACCCUAAUAGGCAUCCAAAUAAUGAGGCACAGUUAUACAAUCUAGUGGAACCUCCACAAGCAAUGGCAUCCCCUUCUCAGGUAAAUUUUCUGGGGUACCCUUCAGAAAAUCCUGAAGCAGAUAAUGCCGUGCAAGUGUUCAGAAUACCAGAAUCUAAUGUACAUUCACAAGUACUCCCUUCCACAUCUGAGGCUCUAAAUUCACAAAUAGUGAGCAGCAGUCCUGUUGCUAUCUCUCAACAACUGCAACAUAUGUCCCAACCACAACAAGCAGCACAAUUAUACCCUCCUCUUCAUAUGCAACAUUAUCCAAAUUUCAUGCCAUACCGUCAUCAUAUAUACUCUCCAUUUUAUGCCCCACCGAUGGCUAUGCCAAACUUUCCAACAAAUAUCCCUUAUCCAUCAAAUGGAAACAAUUAUCUUCAGAUGCCAGGAGGAGGUUCACAUUUGGCAGCAGGUGGCAUGAAGUACGGAGUUUCACAAUAUAAACCUGUUCCAGCUGGCAGCCCUUCUGGUUAUGGAAAUUAUACUCAUCCAGCUGGUUAUCCAAUUAGCUCUCCUGGCAUUAUUGGAGGUAAUGUUGGUGUUGAUGAUGUCAAUAGGAUCAAGUACAAGGAUAACAACCUUUAUGCACCAUCCCCACAGGUGGAGACGUCUGAUAUCUGGAUUCAGACACCCAGGGAGAUGCAGCCUAUGCAGUGCCCCCCAUAUUUCAAUUUAUCCGGUCAAACAACAUCCGGUGCUUUUGUGCCAAAUCCUGGGAAUGCACCAUUCAAUGCUACAGCUCAAUCCUCCCAUGCACAGUUCCCAGGCUUAUACCAUCCACAGCAGCCUUCCUCAAUUGUAAGUCCACAUGCCAUGGUGCAUCAACAAGUGCCAUCAGCAAUUGGUCCCAGUGUUGGAGUAGGUGUGGCUACACCAGCCCCUCAAGUAGGGGCUUAUCAGCAACCCCAGUUGGGUCAUUGGAGACCUGGCUUUUAAAGGUUUAUUAAUUAUCUGUAAUUAGGGGGUCACAAGAGCCUUUAUGUAACAAAAGAGGCUACUUUUAACAGGAAGCACAUUUGUUUUUAGUGCAGCUCUUUCUGAUCUAUUUAAGGUAUAACAGGUUUUUGUUAGCUUUCCCCCAGGUGAAUUCAGUAUGCCAUCUGAACUGGUUUGAUGUAGAUUGUGAGCUGAACACUGGCUAAGUUCUUGCAUGAGCACAGGAGUUGAAUGCUGUUUUAUUCUUUUCCUCA